AAAUAAUCUCCGUAAAGAUGGACCGUACCAGCAAUCGACGUGGAGCGUCCUACUUUCACUUCAUAGCGUUUUAGAACUUGGAAGAGGUUGCAAAGGUGUGGGUGGGAUUGUUGGGCGCAGAAUACGCACUUUAACAGAGAUGUCCAUGAACAUGGUGCAUAUCCGCCUGUCGAUGGAAAUGAAGGCACGGGAUUAG
Messenger RNA from Paraglomus occultum, 196 nucleotides. NCBI's taxonomy places the organism in Eukaryota, Fungi, Glomeromycota, Glomeromycetes, Paraglomerales, Paraglomeraceae. The record is from the annotation of a GenBank genome assembly.